CUCUCGCUCCUUCAGUCAGUUUUGCUGCUGUUGUUUUCAGAUGUGGAGAAGUUGAGCACCUUCAGUCAGAGGUUUCCUCUGCCCUCCAUGUACCGGAUACACGUGUGGAAAGUCCUGCUGGGUAUCCUGCCGCCUCACAGUGAUUCUCACGCUCUGGUGUCUCGCUAUCGUCUCGAGCAGUUUGAGGACGUCAGCGGCGCUCUGACAGCCAUGCGCUUCAUCCACGCAUCCACCCCGGCGACGGAGCUCUACCUGCGCAUGUACCAGCUGGAGAGCCGACAGCUUCCCCGCAGGAGUGAGCUCAGGCCACCGGUGAGGAGCGGAGAGGACGACGAGGAUGAAAACUUCCUGGCUAUCGGCAGAGCGAUGGAGGAGAUCGUCGAUGACCCGGUCGACUGCUAUUGGCUCAUCAGGUGUUUCGUCAACCAGUUCAAGCUCAAGUUUGGAGACUCCAUCCCUCACCUGCCGAAGAGUUUGGAGCACUUCCUGUCUCAAGAGGACGCCGCUCUUCUGGCUCAUCUGAAGACGUCUGGAGCUCUGCACUCGCUGCCGUACUGUCUCUGGUUCAGACGCUGCUUUGCUGGCUGUUUACCAGAGUCCAGCCUACAGAGGGUUUGGGAUAAAGUCAUCAGCGGCUCAUGUAAGAUCCUGGUGUUUGUUGCCGUGGAGAUUCUGCUCAGCUAUAAGAUCAUGCUGAUGGGAAUGAGUGACCCGGAUGGAGUUUACAACUUCCUGUCUAAUCUGCCGCAGGAGAACACAGACGCCAUCGUCACUAAAGCCAUCGAUCUGUGGCACAAACACUGCGGCACGCCCAUGCACUCUGUGUAAUUCAUCAUUUCUGAGUCUGACAUGUGACGGAGACUCAAAGCGCUCAGACGUGGACGACAGGAACGUCAGCUGUGUGUGUGGUCGCUCUUUUAUUAGGUUGGUUUACAUGAGAAUCUGCAUACAUCAUUCAGGAGUUACAGUACGGUUCAUGACAUGCCUCCCGCUCUCUGAGCCAAUAGCAGCAGCGGAAGAGAGAAACGCUAGCGUCUGGAAACAGAAACACAUCAAUCAUUCAAAACAUGACGACGUCUGCUCUUCUAAAUGUGUGGUCACCGAUCGGCCAAAAAUACUGUUAUUUUUACACCCUCAUGUCGUUCCAAACCUGUUCAUAUGAUUCGUAAGAUCGGAAAAAGUGCUUAAAAGUCUCUAAAAAAAUCCCUUUAAUGAGUCUCAGAAAAAAAAUAACAUGUAGGUUUGGAACAAAUGAGGGUGAU
Sinocyclocheilus rhinocerous is the source of this 1262-nucleotide messenger RNA. RefSeq names its product TBC1 domain family, member 7 (gene tbc1d7). The record is from RefSeq and is a predicted model, not a curated record. Lineage: Eukaryota; Metazoa; Chordata; Actinopteri; Cypriniformes; Cyprinidae. Bases 88 to 828 code for a protein of 246 amino acids. Gene Ontology annotation, biological process: activation of GTPase activity; negative regulation of TOR signaling. The transcript is spliced from 6 exons. Gene Ontology annotation, molecular function: GTPase activator activity.